This is a messenger RNA of Benincasa hispida (wax gourd), 2554 nucleotides long. RefSeq lists its product as uncharacterized. Gene Ontology annotation, molecular function: protein binding. The record is from RefSeq and is a predicted model, not a curated record. Gene Ontology annotation, biological process: cell surface receptor signaling pathway. Lineage: Eukaryota; Viridiplantae; Streptophyta; Magnoliopsida; Cucurbitales; Cucurbitaceae.
GCCUCUCCACUCUCUCCUUAGUAAAGGCAAAGACAUCGAAUAAAAAUAUAUAAACCCAUAAAAAUGGGUUCCAAUUAAAUGUUCUCUUAAUAAAACACAAAAUAAAAAUAAAAAUGAAGAGACAACCGCGUUUGACCUUUCUCAAAUUCUUCUAACAUUGCCUGCCCUGCCCUAGCAAUUUUUCUUCACUUCUUCCACCCAAAGCGUCAAACAAAUCCUUCUGAACUUCUUCUUCUUCUUCUUCUUCUUCUUCCGUUUUUUGGGUUGAAUUUCUAUCCCUACCCAUCUCUUCUGUUUUUUCUUUGCUCGAUCUGAUUUGGGUUUUCUUUGUUUUGCUUCCAUGGCGGAGAUCAAGCUAAUCUUGGCUCGGCCGAUUCAAUUGGCUGACCAAGUUACUAAGGCGGCCGAUGAGGCUACCAGUUGCAAGCAGGAGUGCGCCGACCUCAAGGGCAAGACGGAAAAGCUUGCUACUCUUCUCCGUCAGGCGGCUCGAGCGAGUUCCGAUCUCUACGAGCGACCGGCUACUCGGAUCAUCAACGAAACUGCACAAGCUUUAGAUAAAGCUCUUUCGCUGGUGCUCAAAUGCAGUGGCAAUGGUCUUAUGAAGCGUGUUUUUACAAUCAUCCCUGCUGCCGCCUUCCGUAAAUCCUGCUCCCAACUCGAGAAUUCUAUCGGUGACGUCUCGUGGUUGCUUCGAGUUUCUGCCUCCGCCGAGGAUCGUGGCGAUGAGUAUUUGGGUCUUCCCCCUAUCGCCGCUAACGAACCCAUUCUAGGUCUUAUCUGGGAACAGAUUGCUAUUCUAUCAACUGGGUCGCCGGAAGAUCGAGCUGACGCCGCAGCGUCGUUGGUUUCUUUGGCGAAAGACAGCGAGAGGUAUGGGAAACGGAUAAUUGAAGAAGGCGGCGUUGGGGCGCUGCUGAAAUUGCUGAAAGAAGGUAAGGUCGAAGGUCAAGAAAACGCUGCAAAUGCAAUUGGGCUUUUAGGGCGUGACCCGGAGAAUGUUGAGGCCAUGAUUCAAGCUGGUGUCUGCCAGGUGUUUGCGAAAAUUCUCAAAGAAGGUCCGAUGAAAGUUCAAGCUGUGGUUGCUUGGGCUGUAUCAGAACUCGUUUCUAGUUACCCAAAAUGCCAAGAUCUCUUUGAACAACACUAUAUUAUUCGCUCCCUUGUUAGCCAUCUUGCGUUUGAGACUGUUCAAGAACAUAGCAAAUACAAUAUCACUGCCAAUAAAACCACAUCGAUCCAUGCUCUGGUAAUGGCGAGCAACCAAAAAACGAAUAAUCUGUAUAAAGCUGCGGAUGAUGAUGAUCGACAGCUCCAUAGUCGGAUUCUUCAUCCGAUGGGAAAUCGAACCCCAAAUCAGAUGCACGCAGUGGUUACUAACACUAUGAACAUGCUCUCUUCGGUGCCGGCCACAACAGCAACUCCUCCACAGGCAAGCCAUAGCGAAGGCCACAGCGUUAGCAGCAAUGGAAAGCAUAUUCUUCCACAUCAUUCCCCUUAUCUUCACCAUGCUCAUUCCGGCCCCAGCACGAAGGGCAGGGAACUUGAGGACCCGGCAACGAAAGCCAAGAUGAAAGCCAUGGCAGCUAGAGCCCUUUGGCAGCUUGCCAAAGGGAAUUUGACAAUCUGCCGUAGUAUUACAGAGUCAAGAGCUUUGUUGUGUUUUGCUGUUCUACUUGAGAAGGGGGAACAGAAUGUGCGGCAUAACUCUGCAAUGGCAUUGAUGGAGAUCACCGCCAUGGCGGAGCACGAUCCUGACUUGAGAAGAUCCGCCUUCAAGCCGACUUCGCCCGCUUGUAGAGCUGUUGUGGAACAGUUGCUGAAGAUCAUUGAAAAAGAAGAUGCCGAUCUCCUCAUCCCGUGUAUCAAAUCCAUUGGACAUUUAGCGAGGACGUUCCGAGCAACCGAGAAGAGAAUGAUCAUCCCAUUGGUGCAGCUUCUCGACGAUAGAGAGCCCGAGGUCUCGAAGGAGGCCUGCAUUGCUCUCAUCAAAUUUGCCUGCACAGAAAACUUCCUCCACAUCAACCACUGCGAGGAAAUUAUAGCUGCAGGAGGGGCAAAACACUUGGUCCAACUAGUGUACUUUGGGGAUCAAAGUGUUAAACUUGAUGCCGUAACUCUAUUGUGCUACAUUGCCCUGCAUUUGCCAGAUAGAGAGGAGCUUGCUCGGGCCGAGACGCUUCCCGUGAUAGAAUGGGCGUCAAAACAAUCUCAUUUGACGCAGGACGAAACACAUGAAAGACUCUUACAUGAAGCUGCAAAUAAGCUAGAGCUGUUUCAAUCUAGAGGUCCAAGAGGAUACCAUUGAUUUCAAUCAUUCCAGGCAAGGUUCUAAUCUCUUCCACAGGUUGAAAAUUUUCCAUUUUCACAUAUUAUUUUCAUUCGAGUGUACGUAUUAGAUUCGUUUUCCAUCCAUAAUUUGUUCAAAAAGUAAUGUAAUAAUUUAGUAAAGUUGGUUGCUUGCUUCUUUGUGUCCUUCAUCUGCCUGUCAUGGAGACAAAGUUUACAGGUUUCUCCAUGGUUGAUUUCAAAUGAUCAUAUACCCCUUUUUUUA